ACACGCAAAACGAAGAAAGAAAAAAAAAAGAAAGAAAGAAAGAAAGAAAGAGACGAGGAUUGUGCGUGAAGACGAAGAAGAAACGAUCAGUUACAGUUGUUGUGUUCGUGUACAUAACAUUAUCGUUAUCGAAUGGGAUAUGUUGAUUGACUCGCUUGUCGAUGUUUGACGAAUCCCAGAUGAAAUUCAGCGUGCGAACCAAGUGACGCGUGGUUGAUCGAAUUGCCAGAGAAAAAAAGAACAAGUGCAAGUUAAUGUACGUGCCAAAGUCUCGUGUGUUAUUUCUGCGUAAUCGGUUUGGAAAGAAGUUUUGUUUUGAUCUUAAAGUUGUACCUUUUGCAAGGGUGUUAGUGGGGAGAUAUCGAUCGUGGGACCAUUGACGUCCGUUCUGGAGAACGAGCUUUUCUCCUCGUACCUUUGACUAGGCUAACCUCUCGAUAAUUGUAUUUUCUCACUCCCAGACGCGAAUGGAAUUUUGAUACAAAUAACAGACAUACACGAGUUUUUGAAACGUUGUACGAUCGAGUGCCUAAGCGGGGAUCCUCCAAUUACAUUGUGAUAACAACAUUUGUGAAGAGUGCGCGAUCUCUCGCCAUCUUUGUUUUGAUAUCGAUUCAGUGCGCGCAAGAAGAUCGAUCGAUUGGCUAACGGGUUGUCGAGAUGUUCUACUGAUCGAGCUCAUUUCGAGUCGUGCUUUUAAUCCAUCCAGUGGUUCCAAAGAAUUGUCCCAUCUCCACAACGCCGUGCAACAAUGGGUCGAAAAAAGAUUCAAAUUUCGCGCAUCACGGACGAACGAAAUCGUCAGGUGACCUUCAACAAAAGGAAGUUUGGGGUAAUGAAGAAGGCAUACGAGUUGUCGGUACUGUGCGACUGCGAGAUCGCCCUGAUUAUCUUCAGUUCAAGUAACAAACUGUAUCAGUAUGCGAGCACCGACAUGGACAAGGUUCUUCUCAAGUACACUGAGUACAACGAACCCCACGAGUCCCUCACCAACAAGAAUAUCAUCGAGGCACUCAACAAGAAGGAACAUAAGGGCGCCAUGUCCCCGGAAAGUCCGGAGCCUGACGCGAUCGAGUACAAUCUCACUCCGCGCACCGAAGCCAAAUACACGAAGAUCGACGAGGAGUUUCAACUGAUGAUGCAGAGGCACCAACAUAACGGCACUCGGGCAAUGGGACAAUCCAAUUACACUCUACCUGUAUCCGUACCAGUGAAUAGUUACGGCGAAUCUCUACUUGGAUCUAGUCCUCAAAUGGCGCAUACCAGCAUUUCUCCAAGACCGUCAUCUUCUGAAACAGACUCAGUAUAUCCACCAGGAGGGAUGUUGGAAAUGAGUAAUGGUUAUCCACCAUCAGCAUCACCACUAGGAGGUUCACCUAGUCCAGGUCCUUCGCCGGCGCUAGGAGUCGGAGGAGGCAGCGCAAACAAAGGCAGUAAUCCGUCUAGGCAUUCACCACAACCUCCGCCUCCUCCACCGCCACCUCAUCCUCACAGGACUAAUCUUCGAGUAGUUAUUCCAACACCCCUUACGCAACCUCUCUCCGAAGACACUAGUUACGAUAGUGGCCAUGCACAAUCCGCAUUAAAUACGCCAGUAGUAGCACUACAAACACCGUCAGUUCCAGCCGGAUACUCUAGUUUUGGACCAACGGAUUAUUCCUCGGAUCUAGGGAGUCUAGCAUGGUCUCAUCAGAGGUACGUUGAUGACUUAUCAAUGUAUUCGGCAGCCACCAUGUCCAGCAUCAGUGGUCUUCCUCAUCUAGCAGUGUCGAGCAGUACACCGCCGCCAGCCACGUCGCCACUACCGGUGAAAAUAAAGAGUGAACCGAUCAGUCCACCUAGAGAUCCUCACGGUGGCAACAGUGGGUCAAACAGCAGCGGGCCGACCACCAGCAAUCUUCAUCAUACAACUUUAAACGUAGGACCAUCGUCCAGUACCGGUGCACCACCUCCACACCACGUACCUCAUCCCGGGCCACAGUCAUUGAAUCUUGUAUCGAGCAGACCGAGCAGUAAUCCACCGCCAUCUCACUCUGGAAGUAUAACACCGACAAAUCUUCCGUCACCAGGAAGCGGCACAGUGGCAGAUAUCCGAACGAGUCACUCGAACGCCGGUGGAAACGGGGGCAACAACUCAGACUAUGAGAACGGACCGCUGAUGAAGCGUUCCAGGAUCACUGAGGGGUGGGCGACUUAAUAUCAAUCGUAAUGGUUAAUCGCUCGAUCGUUUCAUACCUCUACGUAUAACGGCGUAUAGUGCUUUUGUGAAAAGUUCCGGGACUCGAAGUCGAAGACUCGUUAAUUAUUAUACACACGUUCGGCCACGGUUCUUUCUUUUUAUUUUUUUUCCUUCCUCCCCUCUCUUCUUGUGAUCGGGUGCGCGCGUGAAAACAAAGAACGAUCCUCGCGAGGAGUCCGACUUUAGCUGGACAGAGAACACAAAUUUGUUUCUAUUUAAAAAAAAAAAAAAAAAAAAAAGCCCAGAAAUACACGUACACAUACACACAUACAUAUAUACACGUAUAUAUAAAAAAAAAAUACGUUUGUUUGACAAUUAAAUAACGGUGCCAUAAUGUUGAAGCGUUACACGUAUAUAUAUAUUAUAUUAUAUAUAUAUGAUGGAUACACACACAUAUACAUAUAUAUAUAUGUGUAUAGACAUGCAUAUAUGUAUGUAUAUGUAUAUAUAUUUUCAUGUAUAUAAUGCGAAAGUUGUUUGUAUAUAUGUCAUUAAUUCAUUGUCAUUUUCCUCGUGAUAUGGCAUAUUGUGUCUUUGAUACUUGUCGCUAAUGGCGAAGAUUUAUCGCUUUCCGAGUUAAGAAAGGAAAUGGCAGUACGUUUAAGGUUGGUGUUGAGAAAUGAUGUGAAUCAGGAGCACGAUAUUUCGGGAAAUAAUAAAGUGAAUCGACAACCGAAUUUUUAAGAGCUUGCGAGAACGUUUAAUAAUUUUGCAGUUUAGAGAUUUUCAAAUAAUUGUACUUUGUUACUUGUUUUUUUUUUUUUUUUGUGCGUUAUAAUGGUAGAUAAGCAAGUCCGCGGCAUAAUCCGUUAAUUGAUGGUUUCACAUAAUGUGUAUCGAGAGCAAUGAACAUAAUUUCUCUCUUAAUUGAAUUCCUAGUCAGAAAAUAAUGAUAUUUGAUUAGUAUAUAAAUUGUAAUUUUACAUUUUUUUCUUUUUCUUUUUCUUUCUUUUUUUUGUAAUUACAAUAUCUCUUUCCUUUAUUCAAAAAAAAAAAAAAAAAAAAAAAAAAUACUAUUGUUUUAUAAAUGAUCGAGAAAUCGUACGAACAUUUUGUUAGAAAAUGUGCACUCACAUGUGUCUUAGAUUAUUUCGAAUUUUCGUUUUGACGUUAAAUCUUUUUAGGUAUGCGUUGGCUUGUUUUUAAACUGUAGUGGAAUUUCUUUUUCCUCUUUUUCUUUCAUCCUUUUUCUUAGCGAACUAAUUAACGGUCUAUGUCCGCUAAUAAAAAAAAAGAAAAAAAAGUAUCGAAUGAUUAAUCGGCUGGUGUACUCAAAAUAAUUACGAUAUUGUGUAGAGAGAGAGAAAAAAAAAGAAACGCGAUCGGAAAUUAAUAUAUUGAUUAUUAUAAGGUAAUAGACGAGAUAUUAUACAUAUUAUAUGUGAAAUAAGCAUCUAAUAUAGCGUUGAUUAUUCAGACAGAAAAGAAAGGUAUAUACACACGAACUUGCAUAUGUAUACAUAUAUACAUACGUUAUAUACAUUUUCCACAAGUAUUUUGCACAUUUGAUAUGAAGAAAAAAAUAAAAAGGUGACACGAAAGGAAGAAACUUUGCAACCCUUAACGCCUAAGUCAUACACAACGAGAGCUUGUAAAUUUCUGCAAGCGUUUACCUUCAACUAAUCUAUGAAAAUUAGGAAAUUUAUUUAAACAGCAUUUAAGCCAAAUAUUCAUUGCACACAAUUUUUCUACAUCAGUGGAAUACACGUUUAAAUUUAAUAUAAAGUAUAGAGAAAGAAUAUUUAUUAUAUAUAGUACACCAUGAUGUAAAAUGCUUUAUUAGUGGAAUCCAUAAUUAGUUGGCAUGAUAGGGUUGCAAUUAUAAAAUAACAAAAAGUCUUCUUCCUAAGUUAAACCGUUUUCGGGAUGGUCUCAGCCUAUGCUUUACUCAAUCUCAGGAUAUGUCCUGGUGUGAGCUGCUCUCAAGAGAAUCGUAUUUGGUACAUUACUGUAAUUAAUUAACAUAAUUAAUGGAACACACAAACGGUAUAUGAUUAAAUAGUGCCUGGCACCAUUUGUGGCCCUCUUUCAGGUUGACUUGUUCACGUUGUCUGCACAAAGUGACUCGUCGACAAGUCACAGAUAAAGGAAAGUGUGUAUCGUAUUCGAGAGAUACAAAAGAGUGAAUU
Molecule: messenger RNA, 4368 nt
Organism: Frieseomelitta varia
Lineage: Eukaryota; Metazoa; Arthropoda; Insecta; Hymenoptera; Apidae
Gene: Mef2
Product: myocyte-specific enhancer factor 2
Exons: 9
Coding region: 752-2197 (481 amino acids)
Biological process (GO): positive regulation of transcription by RNA polymerase II; cell differentiation
Molecular function (GO): protein dimerization activity; RNA polymerase II cis-regulatory region sequence-specific DNA binding; histone deacetylase binding
Source: RefSeq, a predicted model, not a curated record